AUGGCACCAAUCACGGACCCCAAGCCCCAAGAGGGCCAGAACCCCUCCAACAACGGGAACCCCGAACCUCAGGAACCGCCGGCGUUAUCACCGUCCUCGUCGUCGGUCGGCGACAAUCUAGCCCAGGCCCUCAAAGACCUUGCAAGGUAUGCCGCUUCCCUCUCCACCCAUGUCCUGCCUCGGAGCCCACGAUUCGGUUUCUCGAGUUCAAGAACUGCACCCGCCGCCACCACUGGUGCGCAUUUGGCGAUUUUACCCAGAAAUAACACUCUCUCAACGCUCCCUUCCCCCCACCACUGGGUCACUCUCACCGCUUCACAAGAAGCCAGAGACACAACCAGGACCCGCCCCGACCACUUGCAGCGAGCCCCAUUACUCGUAGCAAGCUGGACCCGGGUCGGCGGAUACCCCUAUUCGACAGCCAGCCAGCUAACUACCACACCCCCCAUUACCAAACAAAACAGGGGUGAGCAAGCAGCUAGCACACUCGAAGCGAACCUGACCAACCUCGAGGGCAAGCUGGACGAGAUCCUGGCGUCGUUUGGCGUGUCGGCGGCCGACCUCGACGCGCUGGACGAGCAGGAGGCGGCGCAGAAGAAGAAGAGCGAGGGCCAGGAAUGUGGGAAGAAGGGUAAGGGUGAGAAGGGGGGGUCUUCUUGA
Messenger RNA from Chaetomium globosum CBS 148.51, 660 nucleotides. RefSeq lists its product as uncharacterized. The transcript has 3 exons. NCBI's taxonomy places the organism in Eukaryota, Fungi, Ascomycota, Sordariomycetes, Sordariales, Chaetomiaceae. The coding region runs from base 1 to 660 and encodes 219 amino acids. The record is from RefSeq and is a predicted model, not a curated record.